ACAGGAGCCAGUACUCUGGAGGAGAGAGAGAGAGAGAGAGAGAGACAUGCUGUGAAACAGAAAGAGAGAAAGAAAGGAAUGAGGGCAAGACAGAACAGAUGCCUGUAAGGAAAGUAGUGCUGCAUGCACCGACAGCCAGUUGCUCUCAUUUUCCUGUUUGCAUUUAAUAACUAUUGAUCAGAGUACUAUAGAUGUAGAAGUACAGAAGUUCCAACAUGAAUAGAUGUAUGUGUGGGGAAGGAACUGGUGCUGAUUUCUAAAGAUAGUUCUUAACAGAACUGCCUGCUGUUGCUAACACAGCUGCUAACCUGCUCUGCACUAGAAUAAAGAAGUCAGUAGUACUUUAGAGGAAAGCAACGUUCCUUCUGGUCUUUGCCAUCAUCCUUGUGGCUUUGCACAGCUCUCAGACAUUAUUUUCAAUUCACAAUGGCACAGAAUUCCUAUUACUUGAAGAUCCCUUGUCCUGAGGAAGGAACUGCAGGAGGUCCUGAGGAUGAAGAUGAAGAGGAAGAUGACAGCUUGCUCAGGGUACAUCUAAUCCCCAGGUCUUCACCAACUCCAAGGCAGAAAUCCUUGUCAGAGGAUGAAGAGGAUGAUAUCUGUCUACCACCAUCUCAGUCACGGAAGGUCAGCUUUGCAGAUGCCUUUGGUUUGGAUCUUGUGGAGGUAAAAUACUAUGAGAAAUAUGGAUCACCAGAUUCACCAGAAUGUGACCUGCAGUACCAUGAAACAAAUAACCAGGACUUGGGUUUUUAUGUCAUCCCCUGUUUUGCUUUCCCAGCAGCCAGGCAACAACUGCUGGAAAAGCUUUACUUAGAGAAAGUGGCAGUGGAAAGCAUCUUGCCAGUAAAGGGUGACCCACUUUCUAUUAGUGGUGUGGUUCGUGUCUUAAAUGUUUCUUAUAAUAAAAUGGUCUACAUUCGUACUACCAUGGAUAACUGGACAACCUUCUAUGACCACCUUGCUGAUUAUGUGCCAGGCUCAUUUGAUGGUGAAACAGAUCAGUUUUCCUUCUGUCUCUCCUUUGUUGCACCUUUUGUAUAUGAUGGGGCCCGGAUUGAAUUUGUUGUUCGUUAUGAGACAGACGAGGGAAGCUACUGGGCUAAUAAUGAUGCAAAGAAUUACUCCAUUGUUCUUAAAAUGAAUGAAACAGCUGUUGCAGCUCCUGGGUCACAAGUGAAACCAAUUAUCCCAGAGGAUGAGCCCAGAAAGCUUAAAAGUUGUCUGAAGAUAACAAAUGACAGCAAUGUAUUCAAAGGGCAGUGCAUUCGUGCUGCCCGCAUGUCUUCAGAAAGGGAAGUUAUGGAAAAAGAAUUGGUGGAGAUUUAUGAAAUGUUUGUGAACCGAGGUUACCCGAAGGACAUGCUAGAUAACAUCACUGAAUAUGUUAAAGGAGAAUGA
Molecule: messenger RNA, 1401 nt
Organism: Protopterus annectens (West African lungfish)
Lineage: Eukaryota; Metazoa; Chordata; Ceratodontiformes; Protopteridae
Gene: PPP1R3F
Product: protein phosphatase 1 regulatory subunit 3F
Exons: 2
Coding region: 427-1401 (324 amino acids)
Biological process (GO): regulation of glycogen biosynthetic process
Cellular component (GO): protein phosphatase type 1 complex
Molecular function (GO): glycogen binding; protein phosphatase 1 binding
Source: RefSeq, a predicted model, not a curated record